CUAUCGGAUCAAUCGUUUGAAAAGCUCCGCGGGAACAAAAUCAUGCGUUACUACAUUGUGCUAUUAUCUUUCUGUUUGUUGGCGUGGGCACAUGCUGAAGAAUUAUACGACGAUAAAUACGAUGACAUCGACAUAAACGAGAUUUUGUCAAACGAACGUUUGAGAGAGCAGUACUAUAAAUGCUUCAUGGAUACGGCGCCGUGUGUCACGGCGGAUGCUGUAUUCUUUAAAGCAAAUCUACCUGAGGCGGUCGCAACGCAAUGUAAGAAGUGUACUGAGAAACAGAAGAAUACGUUUGAUGUGAUGGCAGAUUGGUACAAUAAGAAUCAGCCCGAUAAAUGGACUGCUUUUAUAGAACGGAUGGUGAUCAAUGCGAAGAAACCGAAUAAGAGAAGUGCAUGAGAUUCCAUGGAUUUUGUGUUUAGUAGUAGUAAACGAUUAAACGUUAAUUAGUGUGCUAGACCCGGAUGGUACCAUGUUCGAUUCUGUAACAUUGUGAAAUAUAAAAACAUCGCAAAAGAA
Dufourea novaeangliae is the source of this 522-nucleotide messenger RNA. RefSeq names its product ejaculatory bulb-specific protein 3-like (gene CSP1). Lineage: Eukaryota; Metazoa; Arthropoda; Insecta; Hymenoptera; Halictidae. The transcript is spliced from 2 exons. The record is from RefSeq and is a predicted model, not a curated record. The coding region runs from base 43 to 402 and encodes 119 amino acids.